AUGUCUCUCGCGCAACAUGUCACUGCGAUUGAAGGCGUCGACCGAGAAGAUCCACCACAGCAGAUUGAGACUGACGAGGAGCUCUUUAGCGAGCCGCGUUGGCGCCGUCUGAGCUUCGAUGCUUUCGCGCCGAUCGAGCAUUCGGCUAUUCCAGACCCUGACCUCGUCCCGCACGUAGCGGCUUAUAAGAUCUCACCGGCGAGACGUGUUGCUCAGAUAUCAUUCGCCGUUGUUGUCUGCUGUCUCGCAUCUGGUAUUGUCUUUGGCUUUGCGUCUCUCAAGCCAGUCCUCAUUGCUGAAGGUGUAUACCGGGACCUUUGCCCUAUAACCAUUCCAGAAGAUGGCGAAGAUCCAUCCGAGGUUCCUUGUACAGAGCAAGAUCUGCGAUUGAAUCUUUUUUUCAUUGCUGCGUCCAUUACCUGUAACGUCUCAUCAUUGUUUGCUGGAUCGGUCCUGGAUCGAUUUGGUAGACGUGUUUGCUAUGUCGCCUCUUCCAUUUUCAUCGCAGUCGGCUGCUUGCUCAUGGGAUAUGCGUUCGCAAUCCCUGAGUUUGACGGCUACCUAGUUGGUAAUAUCUUUUUGGGACUGGGUGGCACAUUUCUCUUCGUCCCCAGUUUCCAACUUGCCAAUGCUUUCCCCAAACACAGUGGACUAGUUGUCGCCGUGAUCACCGGUGCUUUCGAUGCUUCAGCAGCUGUGUUUUUAUUCUAUCGCUUGGCUUGGGAAGCUACCGAGCAUCGUUUUGAGCCCGCCCAUUUUUUUUUCCUCUUCCUGAUUGUGCCUGUGGUUGUCCUGGUAGGAGAAUUCGCAUUGAUGCCGAAAGGUGCCUAUCACACAACACCAGAGUUGGAACAUAAACUCGAAAAGGUGCAGGAUCCUAUGCGGGACGUGCAUGAUUCAGAUCAAGAUUUGAGCGAUGGAGAACUCACCCGCGUCCGAAGUCAUCGUGCCGACCAUCGUCAAGCGAAGUUGGAUCGUCUGGAGCGUCUUGUUGGAGACGAGGACCACAGGGAAGAGAGAGCCCAGCUCGAGGAAGAGCGGCAUGUGGCUAGUGGCAUCUGGGGUGUGCUUCACGGCUUGCCUGCACAUAAGCAGAUGCUCACUCCAUGGUUCAUCCUAAUUCUUCUUCUGACUGUCCUUCAGAUGCUGAGGAUGAAUUACUUCAUCGCUACUAUCCGUUCCCAGUAUCGUUUCAUGCUGGGCACUGAGGAGUACGCCGAGGCUAUUAACGACUUCUUUGAUAUUGCACUACCGGUUGGUGGCAUCAUUGCGACACCUUUCAUUGGCGCAUUGCUAAACAACAUGAGCGUCGCUACAGUGCUUGCGGUCUUGACGGGAUAUAUUGCAGUCAUUGGCGUUCUCAACUGCCUCCCGUUCGUUUGGGCGGGCUAUGCCACCGUCAUUGCCUUUGUCUUGUUCCGGCCGCUUUACUACUCGGCCAUUUCGGAUUAUGCGACCAAGGUCUUUGGAUUCGCAACUUUUGGCCGCGUGUACGGAAUGAUCACCUGUCUUAGCGGGCUGGUGAAUUUCAGUCAGUCCGGUUUAGACGCUCUGACACAUGGGCCUCUUAAAGGUGAUCCCACUCCCAUCAACGCUGCAAUGGCCGUUGGAGGAACAGCAAUCGGCAUUGCACUCACCGGCUACGUCUAUAUCAAGGCCAGAAACUUUGAAGUCGAAGUUCGUCAAGAGGAUGCGCGCCAGGAGAAUGCACGCCAGGAACGCAUGGCUUUGAUUCGGGAGGACACUGCCGAAUAUGGAACUUUGAGCUGA
Messenger RNA from Truncatella angustata, 1770 nucleotides. Its product is annotated as putative MFS transporter. Gene Ontology annotation, biological process: transmembrane transport. Lineage: Eukaryota; Fungi; Ascomycota; Sordariomycetes; Amphisphaeriales; Sporocadaceae. The record is from RefSeq and is a predicted model, not a curated record. Gene Ontology annotation, molecular function: transmembrane transporter activity. The transcript has 3 exons. The coding region runs from base 1 to 1770 and encodes 589 amino acids. Gene Ontology annotation, cellular component: fungal-type vacuole membrane.